GAGAGGUGAAAAACUGCAGAGAGCAACAAGCAGCGUGUAGUGUUUCCCCAGCGAACAUGGCGGGAGGGAGCCAGGGGUCACUGACGGGGACAGCUGCCCCGUCGAUAACGAGUCAUCCUCAUUUGCACCUCCACCACCACCGCGGCUUGGUGCGGCGGAAAAGCCACGCUCACCCGGAGAACUACGACGCGAGGAGAACGACCCGAUCCCGGACGAACAGGAAGAAGACCGGUGCCCGUCAAGAUCCGCCACGUCUUCGAGGGUCUUUUCCACAGCUCUCACCACGACCAUACUCCUCAUUCUCAGCAGGUAGAUAUAGAACACUACAUUCA
Geodia barretti is the source of this 332-nucleotide messenger RNA. NCBI's taxonomy places the organism in Eukaryota, Metazoa, Porifera, Demospongiae, Tetractinellida, Geodiidae. The record is from the annotation of a GenBank genome assembly.